AUGGGACUAAGUCAAGAUGAGACCGAACCGUUAUUUCACUACAUAAGCCACGAAAUCCUAGUAAAUACGCCUGAGAAGUUUAGAAAGGAAGUUGUAGGAGAGUUAAUCCAACUAGCUCUCCUAAAGAAUGAAGAAAUUCCCCCAGAGCAUGCCAAUAUGAUUAUAGAGGAAGUCAUUAAAAGAAAAAAUGAUGAAAUGAAGGAAGAAGCAAGGAAGAUAAAAAAACAGGAGGAAGAAAGACACCGAUAUGAAGAGGAGCUGAUAAGAGAGGAAGAGAAAGAAAAAAGAGAAUAUCUAAGGUCUAAAAAAGAAGUAAAAAAGGUAAAAAAAAAUAAUAAGACGAAGAAAGAAGUAAAGAAAGAACAAGCUGAAGAAGAGGUUCUCGAAGGGGCUUCUAACUAUGCGAAGAAUAAAGAUAGGAGUGUCGUACAUUUCUACAAAAUUCACAAGAGGGUCUUUCGAUGGAUGAUGGACACUCAGAAUAUCAAAAGAGAAUUAGAUGCCGGGAGCGAAGAAAAAUGGAAAAAAAGAAGCAUUAAAGAUAUAAAGAAACAAAAAGUGGUACACGACAUAAUAGAAGUUACGAAGAUACUCAAGAAGGAUUACUCCGACAAGUUUUUCAUAGAUACUGAAAGUUAUCUCAAAAAUGGUAGUAAAAGACGGGGGAAAAUAGCAGUUGGAAUGCUUGAAAACGAAGGAAGUAAAAAACUGGGAAUAGUAGAGGUUGGGAUUUUUGAAGACAGAAAUGGAAGAGAUGUUAUUUAUCAUUUAAUGUUCAAAUCCAUAAACUCAGAAAAUAUAGAAAAAGUCGUAAAUUCCGCAUUGGAGAAGAUGGAUAGCAUAGACGAAAUAAAUAUCUUGGAUGAUCCUUCAAACCUAAAAGGAUUCAAUUAUUCAAAGAAUAUACGCUCAGAGACUAUAGAAAAGGAAAAGCAUAUUAAAAUAGUAUGGAGGGAUCCCAAGGAGAUUUCUAUAAUAAUAAAGAGUCUCACAAUAUUUCACAAGCCAUUCGGAAUACAAUAG
This is a messenger RNA of Encephalitozoon intestinalis ATCC 50506, 1023 nucleotides long. RefSeq lists its product as uncharacterized. The transcript has a single exon. The coding region runs from base 1 to 1023 and encodes 340 amino acids. The record is from RefSeq and is a predicted model, not a curated record. Lineage: Eukaryota; Fungi; Microsporidia; Unikaryonidae.